UUGCAGCCCAGACCAGUACCAGAUUCCGUCCGAUCAGCUGUGCGCAAACUGGACCUGAGGGUGCGCACUGAUCAGAGGUUCUUCAGUGGAAGCUGGCAGUUUUGAGCUGUGCGCAAAGUUACACUGCAACACGGAACUGGACAAGACACUUCAAGUGCUUUAACCUCAGCUCUUUACUGGAGACUUGAGCCACUUCUGUCAAUCCUCAUCAUGUUCCUUCACUUUUUUUCCACUGACAAGUCUUCGAAGGCUGAAGGGUCUAAGGGUAGAUUUUGAUGUAAAACUCAGAGGUCUGAGGAUGUCAGCUGUAAAGAUGACAGAGGGGAGCUUGCAGGUGGAGGUCUGCAAAGCGCCGCUGUUCUUCAGACAGAGUGAACCUGCCACGGGGGAAGCAAGGAUGUCAGUUUUACUCCUUCACGGCAUUCGUUUCUCAUCAGAAAACUGGCUCAACAUCGGCACUCUGGAGACUCUGGCCAAAGCAGGCUGCCGAGCAGUGGCCAUCGACCUGCCAGGACUUGGCCGGUCUAAAUCAGCCAAGGCCCCGGCAGCUGUCGGAGAACUGGCCCCUGCGUCGUUUCUGAAGGAGGUGUGUGAGCAGCUGAGCCUGAGCCCGGUGGUGGUGGUCAGCCCGUCGCUCAGUGGGAUGUACUCCCUCCCCUUCCUACUGCAGCAUCAGGCUCUGAUUCGAGCGUACAUCCCUGUAGCUCCCAUCUGCACUGAGAAAUUCAGCGCAGAGCAGUACCAGAGUGUAAAGGUGCCGGCUCUCAUAGUUUACGGUGACCAGGACGCUCAACUCGGGGAGGCAUCACUGCAUAACCUCAGCAACCUGGCCAAUCACAGGGUGGUGGUGAUGAAAGGAGCAGGACACCCCUGUUACCUGGACGACCCCGACACCUGGCACAAGGCGCUCACGGACUUCCUCAACACCCUCUGAUGCUCUUUUUCAGGACGCUGAGCUCCGCAGACACAAAAAAACCCACAUUAAUCAUUUGUGAGAAAUUCAGCCCACGGAUGUCCUCCAUCCUCCUGCAUGACCUGAUUUAAAAACUGCAAAUCAAGUCUUUUCCAAUGAUGAGACUCAUACUUUUAAUACCAUAACAUAAAAUAUUUCCUAUUAGAAUUAAUAGCAACGAGGCUUAUUGGAGCUAAUUGAGCUUUUUAAGAUAGAUUAUAUAUUUUCAAUUUAACCGAGCACAUAAAUGAAUCUCCUGCUGUGUCUGAAAAAACAAACGCCACUCGCUGAAAUGAAGUGAAAAAUAUGAACAUUAUUUAAUAACUGAUUCUCUGUAAUAAACAAUUUGAAAAUAUUUUACAAGGAGUCACAGACACAAUAUUUUACAAAUUUUGCCCUCUUCUUUUUUUUAGCUUCAUCUGUACAAAAGAAUGGAGCGACAUGGACUAGUGCCCAGUAAAGAAGGAGCUAAAUCUUCCACACACACAAACAUUCACACUCACACACGUACAAGAAAUCAACCAAAAGUAAAACAAAUUAAAAACAUUUUGUCGACUUCAGAUCUCAAACUUAUCAACAGUGCUGUAUUCCUAUAUAUAUUUUUUUUUUUUACUUCACUUAAAAUUCGACUGAUUUUACUUUUUUUUUUUUCUAAAUGUUGCUGUUAUUUUUUUCACACACUUGUCAAACAUGGUCACAUAGCACCAGACUACAGACUACAGAAUCACAUACACUCGUCUCUUUCCCACAGAGACGCACCAACACAGAUGCAGCGAGGGUCGGGAGGGGGCUUCCAGAAAACCCUCCUCCGUUUAUCCAAGGAAUUGUCUCUUAAAGCUGACCCCUCCCUCUGGUCCCCAAGCUGGUCCAAUUUUCUGUUUUUGUUUUUUUGUUUUUUUAAAUUAUUUUUUCAUUUUGGCAAAAGUAAAUUUGUCAAACCACAGAAAUCAGACGUGUGUCCCUUUAGAAGUGUGUUUUUUUGUUUUUUCCUCGGGGAUGCACACACAGACGUCACUACAGGAUUCUCUCUGACCCUCUGUUUGACAGGCCCGUGCUGCUCUGUGGAGACCCACUCCCUGAGCUUGCCUCUGACAUCCCGCCCACUCGCGAACAAAAAAAAAAGAAAAACACCCGGGAAGUGACGUCCUUGGCCUGGUGCUUGACAUCUCCCAGCUGGGCAUGAAUAAGUGUCAUUACAUAUUUGCUUAAAUGUGUGCGUUGUGCAUAAUGUCUCAGUGCAGGUGUGUGUGCGUACUGCAGACCUACAUACUUGGUGAGACUGUAUGCGUACAGAGCCAGGAAAAGAGAGGAAGUUGCAGGGGGUACAUUUUCACAGGCACGUGUAGCGUUCAUUUACAGACAGUGGAAAUAGGGAAAUACAGACAGGAUUCAUGGCACAGGACAGAGACAAACCAACACCAGAACAGGAAAAACUGCACCCAGCACCAGAUGAUCGAAGCCAAAUUUGAAAUCCUCAAUUUUUUUUUUUUUUUUUUUUUUAAUGUUUUCUGAGCUGUGCUGCAGUUAUCGUGCUGGCCAUGUGUUUGCCACAUCAAAUAGUACCAACAACUGUACAGAGUGUGUAGUUAAAGAUCAAAUCGUCAGGUGAAAAGUGAAUCUCCCCACCUGAGCAACACAGUUAAGUUCGAUUUGGUGGGUGAACAUUGAACGGUCGCACAUCGACUUUUUGAGAUUUAUAACUCCUACAGCUUUCAAGCAUUAAUCAAAUCAGGCAUCAGUCAGUAGUGAUUCGCUUCAAGA
This is a messenger RNA of Sphaeramia orbicularis (orbiculate cardinalfish), 2713 nucleotides long. It is a transcript of the gene abhd14b, whose product is annotated as abhydrolase domain containing 14B. Gene Ontology annotation, cellular component: cytoplasm. The record is from RefSeq and is a predicted model, not a curated record. Gene Ontology annotation, molecular function: hydrolase activity. Lineage: Eukaryota; Metazoa; Chordata; Actinopteri; Kurtiformes; Apogonidae. Gene Ontology annotation, biological process: positive regulation of transcription by RNA polymerase II. The transcript has 6 exons. Bases 299 to 934 code for a protein of 211 amino acids.